Messenger RNA from Myxocyprinus asiaticus (Chinese sucker), 8101 nucleotides. RefSeq names its product kelch repeat and BTB (POZ) domain containing 2 (gene kbtbd2). The record is from RefSeq and is a predicted model, not a curated record. The transcript has 4 exons. Lineage: Eukaryota; Metazoa; Chordata; Actinopteri; Cypriniformes; Catostomidae. Gene Ontology annotation, molecular function: protein binding. Bases 3351 to 5246 code for a protein of 631 amino acids.
GUGUGGGUAUGAUCCUAUGAACAUCACCUCUGCAUGAAAAGAGUCCGAAGGGGGUUAAACUGUUCACUGAAGCUAAAACAUGGCAUACUGGAGUACCACAGUAGUCUAAGAUACUAUAGUUUAGUUGAAGUACAUCGAUAUUAUGCUGCCUGAAUUAAACACACGUUUUGUAUAAGUAGAGAUCAAGGCAAGCGAGUAAAAUAAGUUAUUUUUUUAUACAGUUAAAUAUAGUUUAAUAUGUGGUUAAGUUUCAUCUAUGGCGACAUUAUCCCUGUAAUGAGCUUUCACCGGAAACCUCUGCUGCACCGCCAAUUUACAAACGUCAUAAGUAAUAUUACAUCUUUUUGAUCCGAUACCAAGUAUUAUCAAGGCCAAUAUAGCCAAUACCGAUACUAGGGUGACCAGAUGACGAGGACAAAAAAAUCGGGACUAAAUAAAUAUUGAUAUCAACAUUUAGUCCGAUUGCCUGUACCAUGAAGCCGGUUUUAGUUUAGUUUGCCUCAACCCCAAGUUUUAGGUACCAUGAAAGUUGGAUGGCUUUUAGCGGUGUUCAUCGCCAUAGCAACUUACACUACACGGCUGACUUGCUCCGUAGCAGGUUUCGUUCUGGAGUACAGAUCGCUAACAGAUGCUGAACCAAUCAGCUGUGAGUAAAAUGACAUCUCUGACGCAAUCAAGUCACUCCCCGUGUCUCUUACAGCACACUUUACAGCCAAAACCUUAGAAAUCCACAAAAUCGACUCCUCGUGAUAAAUUAUUUAUGUGAUAAUCUAAAUGUAGAUUUUCAAUAGAUAGUGUUGUAUUUCAUUUAAAAUGUAAUUGCUUUUCAUUUACCCUUUUUAGCCAUAGCAAAAAAUAUCUUUGAAAAUAUAAACAUAAUAUAUUAGGCUAUCUAUAAAACAGCCAGUAAGAUGGAUUAAUAUGAUACCUGCAAAAAAAAAAAAAGAUUCGUUUUAAAAUCUUAAAAGCUCAAGAUUGUUAUGGAAAGGGAAAAUGCCACCCAAACCCCUUCUUUUUUUCAAGGACUUGAGAUGAACAUGCAGUAUUUUACUUGAAGUUAUAAUAAUAUAAGCAGUACACAAAAUAUGUCUUUAUAAAAACAAAUACGUCUUAUUAUUGCAUGCCAAUUUUUUGUAAUCUGUUUCAAAGCUGUUAUUCUGAUUACCCUAAAUAUAUUUUAUACAGUUUUAUUUCUUAAGGACAAUGGCAUUUUACCCAAAAUAAGGUUUUCUGGAUGUAUUUCUAUUGUGCAGUUCAAUAUUAAAUUAACCUGUCUAAUCACUUCAUUCCAAUAAGUUGUCAAUUUAGAGCACUCAUAUAGAAUUUGACUGUAAUGAGCCUUUUUUUCUCUCCAACAAUCCCCUUUUACCAUGCUAUUGUAUUUACUUUGAAUAACAGGUGUUAUAAAAAAAAAAUCUCAUUUGUAUCUUCCAAGCAUAUUCCCUCCAAACACGGGAUUGAGUGGUAUGGGAUGUAUUAGAUGAUAUUUCUUCCCAGUCUUGCUGACUCAUUUUUAUUUUUAAUUCAUCCUCCCGCCUACACUGGUGGCCAAAAGUUUGGAAUAAUGUACAGAUUUUGCUUUUAUGGAAAGAAAUUGGUACUUUUAUUCACCAAAGUGGCAUUCAACUGAUCACAAUGUAUAGUCAGGACAUUAAUAAUGUGAAUAUUACAUUUUGAAAAAAAAUGUGCAGCAAUGACAGCUUUGCAGAUCCUUGGCAUUCUAGCUGUCAGUUUGUCCAGAUACUCAGAUGACAUUUCACCCCACGCUUGCUGUAGCACUUGCCAUAGAUGUGACUGUCUUGUCUGGGCACUUCAUGCUGAACUCUUGAGCAGUGUAAAUGCAUUUAAAUUUUUUAUAUUCGCAUGUGGUUGCUUGCUGCAAACAUCACUCAUUCAUGUGUACGAGCACGUAAUCUAAUCUUAAAGUCAGGAUCAAAGCCUGAGUUGACAGAGAAAGUUGAUGAGCUGCAUCAUGGUACCAGUUUAGACUAAUUGGAUUGGUUUGAAUUUGUCAACCUGAAACCAAUCCUGAAACCCUGAGUUCGUUCAGCGAACUUCAUGGUAGAACUGUAAAGGCUAUACAUAUGUUGGUUAGAAUAAACAAAAUAAAAGAAAGAAACUACUACAUUAAUGAAUUACUCUAAAUUAGGUCAUGAUACAUGCUACUAUUACAUAAGAAAAUGUAACUGACAUCACUUGGCUUGUUCUAGGGUGUGUGAAUUCUGCAAUUUGUUUAACUUCACCUAUAAUGAGCGACAAUACUGACAUAACACCCAAUCCUCAACGUCACUUUGUUCACUCUUAAAGGAGUACAAAAACCUUUGUAAUGUUUAUGUAUGGUGCCACAGUUUGGACUUGUUUGCCUUGUCCUACCCACGGCUUCAGUAAAUGUUAUAUCACCCUCUUGUGGUCUCAACGCUGUUAUGCCAGAUUUCAGUAAACAGAAUGCCAAAUGACUGAAUUGGGAAGCACGCUAAUUAGGAUUCUUUAAAUGUCGGUUAAUGUUAAUAUAUUGAUGCCCCAAAAACACAUCAAUAAAAUAACUUGACAAUUAAUAAUCAAUAUAUCGAUAUUUUAAGACAUGCCUACUGGCCACAAAUCUUGUUUGAGGUUGUGUUCAUGGUUAAUAGUCUAUGGAUAUAUAAAAUAAAUUUUUUGUUUUUAGCUAUCACUUACAUGCAACACAGAAUACAAUAGGCUAUUUACAGUAAUUGGGUCAUUGAGAGUUGACCCAGUUGCAGGCAUUGUUGCGCUUGUGCUAUAUAGUGCCCAGAUCGCAAAAGCUUGUUGGUUGCCACGUACUGUGUAAAACUCCUUAAGAAUCAAAACAUUCAAUUGCUUCUUGAUAAUUUCACAUGCGAAGACUAGCCUUCUAUUAGGUAAGCCUGUUUUAUAUAGUGUCUGCGGGGCGGAGAGACGCGCAUCCGUGUAGGUUUAAUGGCAAGCUCACGCUGAGCCUUGACUGAUGUUAAAACAGAGCUGUUGUUUACUCUCUUCGGUAAAUAGUUCUCUUCUGUUUGUUUUUUUUCCUGUGUCAAAAAUGGUUUUCGAUGGUGACUGACAUAUACCGUCAUCCACAUGCUUGAAGUUUGACACUUGACUGCAGGUGUUCUGAUGUAGAAAUUUCUACCUCACACUGCCCCCUACAUCAAUCCCAGAAUCCUCUGCUGCAGCUAAACACUGGAUUGCAGCUGUGACGUCCCGCUGCUCCCAAAGAUCAGGGACGUCCACACUUACAGGAUCUCCACCUCACUCGGCUGUCUCUGUGGGUUUACCUAACUUCCUGUUUGCGUGUGGUUCACCGGCACGCUGACUUUUAGAAGCUGGGCGGAAACUCAUGGGAUACGAACAUGUCAGAAGUUGGAGAGCGUCGGCCAGUCAACACGGACUACGCCGUUUCCGUGCUGGAGCAACUCAAGUUCUUUUACGAGCAAAAGUUGUUGACUGACAUCACUCUGCUGGUAGAGGACAAUGAGUUCCCUUGCCAUAAGAUGGUGCUGGCCACCUGCAGCUCGUACUUCAGAGCCAUGUUUAUGAGCGGCCUCAGUGAGAGCAAACAGACACAUGUUCACCUGAGAAAUGUUGACCCUGUAACGCUCCAGACCAUCAUAACCUACGCUUACACUGGCAACCUGCUCAUCAAUGACAGCACUGUGGAGCCGCUCUAUGAGACGGCCUGUUUCCUUCAGGUGGAAGAUGUUUUACUGCAGUGUCGGGAUUACUUGGUCAAGAAAAUCACUGCUGAAAAUUGUGUCCGCAUGCUAAGCAUCGGUGACCUGUUCAGCUGCACUGAGCUGAAGCAAAGUGCGAAGCGCAUGGUGGAGCACAAAUUCCCUGUUGUCUACCGUCAGGAGGCCUUUCUGCAGCUCUCACAUGAGCUAUUGCUGGAUCUCCUGAGCAGCGAUAAUCUCAAUGUUGAGAAAGAGGAGACGGUACGUGAGGCGGCCAUGCUGUGGCUGGAAUACAACAUGGAAGCACGUUCUCAGUAUCUCUCCUCAGUCCUAAGCCAGAUUCGAAUUGACGCACUCUCUGAGGUGACCCAACGUGCCUGGUUCCAAGGUCUUCCACCAAAUGACAAGUCUGUGGUCGUGCAGGGCCUGUAUAAAUCUAUGCCAAAGUUCUUUAAGCCCAGACUGGGCAUGACCAAGGAAGAAAUGCUGAUUUUCGUAGAGACUGAACCACCAGCUGAAAGCCACCCAUUCAUGAUUGGUCCACGUCAUGCGGUCGUCUGUUAUAGCCCACAAGCGGAGAAGGUCUAUAAACUGAGUAGCCCGCCUGGAGACUUGCAGAAGGUUGGUACACUGGUCACCCCAGACAACGACGUGUUCAUUGCCGGUGGACAGAUACCAUUGAAAAGCACUCUGGCUAGUCACGGCAGCAAGAGUGGCAAGCUGCAGGCAGCCUACUGCUCUGUGGACAGUUUCUACUGGUUGGAUGCUCAGCAGAAUGCCUGGGUUGCCAAAACACCAAUGCUGUGCGCACGCACUAAGCCGUCACUAGUGUACUGUCAGGGUUUUAUCUACGCUAUUGGUGGUGAUAACGUGGGUGGUGAAUUGAAUAAGCGCACAGUGGAGCGAUACGAUUGCGAGCAAGACGAAUGGAGCAUGGCCAGCCCUCUUCCCUGCGCCUGGAGUUGGAGCACGGCGGUAAUGGCUCGCGACUGCAUCUAUGUCAUGACUCACGACCUCAUGUACUGUUACUUCCCUCGAGCGGACACUUGGGUGGAAAUGGCCAUGCGACAGACAAGUCGAUGCUUUGCUUCUGCGGCUGCAUUAGGAGAGCACAUCUUUUACAUUGGUGGUCUGCACGUGGUGGGCAACUCGGGCUUGCGUCUACCAACUAGCACCAUCGAUGGCUCUUCCGUUACGGUGGAAAUAUACGACGUCAACAAAAACGAAUGGCGUCUGGCUGCCAACAUCCCAGCCAAGCGGUACUCGGACCCCUGCGUGCGUGCGGUGGUGCUACUGAACACGCUGUGCAUUUUUAUACGUGAGACUCACUUAAACGAGCGGGCAAAAUAUGCUCUGUAUCAGUACGACCUGGAGCUCGAUCGCUGGUGCUUGAGGCAACCUGUGUCAGAGCGCGUGCUCUGGGACCUUGGUAAAGAUUUCCGUUGCGCCGUGGGUAAACUAUACCCAUCCUGCCUUGAGGAAUCUCCCUGGAAGCCGCCCACCUACCUCUUCUCCCCUGAAGGAGCCGAGGAGUUUGAGGUGGAUGAGGACAUGGUGUCGCUGCCUCGCCUAUAGUGAACACCAUCUAGUUGGAAACAAACCUGUAAUUUAUCCACUGUUCUGGAAUAAUGCUCUUAUAUUUAAUGGGACUUUGAAGUGUGAGUAAAGAUGAAUGAUGGACUUUCUUUUUUUCCCCCUCAAUAACUAGUAUGUUCUUGGAGAUCGGACAUUUAAUUGGAGUCUAAAACGUUAAAUUUGAAAAGGCUGAAAUGUAAUUUCUUCAGCACGCCACUACACAUGCAGUUUUGAUUCUUCUGAUGUCAUAGUGAGUUGUUUGCCCAAGGGCAUAUCUAUUUCUCCAAAAUAAUGGGUAGUCACUACAUUUUUUUAUUUUAUUUUAUAUAUAUAUAUUUUUUUAUUUUUUUUUUUUUAUUUCUGUGAUCAUUAAAAGUUUGGCAUUCUUUUUAACAAUUUGCUGUAAACAUUUGAAAAUGCGAUAAUUUCAAUUAAACCAACUUCAGUUGAUAAUGGCAACUGUACAAACCCUCAUCAUUUCUCUCCAUUCUGUUCAUGUUCCUCUUCUAGAAAUAAAGUAUUCAUCUACAUGUCAGCUGUAUAUGGGAGGGUCAAAGGUCAGUGAGUUUUGUACUAGGUGUCAUUUGACAUUCGGCUUGACCGCUGGUUCGGUGACUUGCUUGAAUGUUGUUAUACAUACCUCUGUAUCCUCAGUUACUUCACAUACUCUUAUUGGUUUAUCUGAUGACCAUCUGGCAUCAUUUGACCCUCAGAAGAUCAGGCCUCACAUUCACAACCACAAACACCCUAUGGAUGCCUUAAGAUGAUUUACAGCCUGGAUUCCUAGUUUAUUUACCACUGUCUUGUGGUCAUGAUUUUUAAAUGUUUGUUUUGUUUAAAGCUGCUUCUGUACUUUUGGGUGUUUAGACCUAUUCUUCAAGCCGUGGUUCAUUUGUAAAGGCCCCGAUAUACUUCCUAUGAAAUCGAAGAAUGAACAGGUGUGAACAAAAUCACAAAAAAAGGUGUUCUUGUGUUUGUUUCGGUGGUUCGUAAUAGCUCGCCUGGGCAAACUUUCAGAAAACGUGUUACCGGUUGCUAAACACCUUACUGUCAUUGGUCCACAUCAACAGUAGGUGUGAACUGGAGCUCCACCUACCUUGAGGCCCAUAGAUAAUUCUGUUGAUAUUGUUCAGUCAGUCAAGAUCAGUCAACAUGCACACACCAGUGUACAAUUAUUAGCAAGCUGGUGCAAAUUUAGCUACAUCUGUACGAUCGUUCGCAUAGAGACAUUUUCCAAGAACUUUUUGUUUUUGUUUAAUUGGUCUACAAAAGGACUCAAAUACUCUCAAGUGCCCAUUCAUCAUGUAUCAUCUGCAGCGAAAGCCAUUCACACAUCUGCCCAAAGUAAGAUAUGCCUCUCUUAUUCUUUUAUCUGUAUUUUACCCAUUAAGACUCUUUUAUACACCCAUCUUUGCAGUAGUAUCAGUGUCAUCAUAAAUUACAAUAACAGAGUGUAAUUGGCGCAUAUUACGGCCGUGUAUAGCAUGUUAGCUCAAUAGCUCCAUGAAUUCAGAAUUUAAACAAGACAAAUUAAGCGUUAUCUACUGUGUGUGUGUAAUAUAUAUAUAUAUAUGAGAGAGAGAGAGAGAGAGAGAGAGAUUACUUUAAAUCAUUAUCAAGUUGUUAAAACAGCUUCUGUUACUGAUCUCAUAUAAAUUCUACUCAUAGAAUGAGGCAUAAAGUCAUUGAUAACACAUUUUAAUGUCAUAUUGAUGUCUUGAGCAUCCUCUUAUUUAAAUGUACAGUUUAGUCUUAGGUCAGUUAGGAUCACUAUUUUAAGAAUGUGAUAAGUCAGAAGUUUACAUACACUUUGUUAGUAUUUGGUAGCAUUGCCUUUGUUUUUCCUUGCUGAGCAGCCUUUCAGGUUAUAGGACUCAUUUUACUGUGGAUAUAGAUACUAGUCUACCUGUUUCCUCCAGCAUCUUCACAAUGUCCUUUGCAGUUGUUCUGGGAUUGAUUUGCACUUUUUGCACCAAACUACAUUCAUCCCUAGGAGACCGAAUGCAUCUCCUUCCUGAUCGGUAUGAUGGCUGCGUGGUCCCAUGGUGUUUAUACUCGCGUACUAUUGUUUGUACAGAUGAAUGUGGUAACUUCAGGCAUUUGGAAAUUGUUCCCAAGGAUGAACCAGACUUUUUUUUUCUGAGGUCUUGGCUGAUUUUCCCAUGAUGUCAAACAAAGAGGCACUGAGUCUGAAUGGAGGCAAUCCACAGGUACAUCUCCAAUUGACUCCAAUUAGCCAGUUAACCUGUCAGAAGCUAAUUGCCUAAAGGCUUGACAUUUUCUGGAAUUUUCCAAGCUGCUUAAAGGCACAGUUAACUUCUGACCCACUGGAAUUGUGAUAUAUUCAAUUAAAAGUGAAACAUUCUGUCUGCAAACAAUUGUUGGAAAAAUUACUAAACGACUUGCCAAAACUAUAGUUUGCCAAUAUGAAAUCUGUGGAGUCAUUAAAAAAAAGGUUUUAAUGACUUCAACCUAAGUGUAUGUAAACUUCUGACUUAAACUGUAUCUCUAAACGCCUCCCACCAUGGUGCGGUGUGUGUCUGAAUGUUCGCAAACAGUAUACCGUUGCUCGGCUGUUUCGAACUUCUUUUACGCCUGAACGAAGAACGCAGAAGAACUUUUCUGGAAGUAAAUUGGGGCCUCAAAGGAUGAUCUUGAUUGGUUUGUUUCUCAAGAUGGGCAUCACUCUCAUCUGCGAGUUUGUUUAGGUUUGUUCUUCUCUACGGCACAAGUACUUUUGUUUUCCAUCAAGUGUUACUUUGGUUUGUUUUAAAACUGUUAUGCUUGGAUCCUGAAAGUGUGAAACUGAAUUGAAACAGGUUAAAGUUAAUAAAACAAGCUACACUAUUAAUCGA